Messenger RNA from Phyllostomus discolor (pale spear-nosed bat), 5602 nucleotides. RefSeq names its product CREB3 regulatory factor (gene CREBRF). The record is from RefSeq and is a predicted model, not a curated record. NCBI's taxonomy places the organism in Eukaryota, Metazoa, Chordata, Mammalia, Chiroptera, Phyllostomidae. Gene Ontology annotation, molecular function: DNA-binding transcription factor activity, RNA polymerase II-specific; RNA polymerase II transcription regulatory region sequence-specific DNA binding. Bases 526 to 2445 code for a protein of 639 amino acids. The transcript is spliced from 10 exons. Gene Ontology annotation, cellular component: nucleus. Gene Ontology annotation, biological process: regulation of transcription by RNA polymerase II; response to unfolded protein.
GGGGGCGAGUCACGCGAUUUCCGGGAACCCGUCAGGAAGGACAUAAACAAAACAAACCCGAGGCAGCAUGGAGAGGGGCCGCGGCCCCUGCAGCAGAAGCGGACCCAGUCCCUGAGCCGCCGCACAAGCACAGCCAUCCUAAUGGGUGUGUCAGAAAUUUUUGACCAUCUGCUCUGAUGAAUGUUGGAUGACUCAGAAGUGCUGCUCACCAUUGUGAGGAACCAGUUCCCUCCAGUUACUACAAGGGAGCGGUGGCCUGAGCCAGUGCCCUCUAAGGGGAGCUGCAGGGACGCCGGCCACAAGGACUGACGCUGCUUGUCCAGAAGACAUUCUCAUUUUCAGAGAGAUUCGCACAGGAAAGAAAAGCAGCGACCCAAGCAAUCUAAGUGAAGGCAUUCCAGGGAACCCUGCCGUUUAUUGUGAAAACCAUCUUUAAUUCUGAAAUUAAAAGUAAAGCUGGAAAGGAAUUUACAAACGAGAAAAAAAAGAAGUUGGGGAUCGGACUCACGGGACCUGGGCUUGGAAAUGCCUCAGCCCAGUGUAAGCGGAAUGGAUCCGCCUUUCGGGGAUGCCUUUCGAAGCCACACCUUUUCGGAACAGACUCUGAUGAGCACAGAUCUCUUAGCAAACAGCUCAGACCCAGAUUUCAUGUAUGAACUGGAUAGAGAGAUGAACUGCCAGCAGAACCCCAGAGACAACUCCCCUUCUCUGGAGGACUGCAAGGACAUCGAGAACCUGGAGUCUUUCACGGACGUCCUGGAGAACGAGGGCGCCUUCACCUCGAACUGGGAGCAGUGGGACACGUACUGUGAGGACCUGACCAAGUACACCAAGCUGACCAGCUGUGACAUCUGGGGGACAAAAGAGGUGGACUACCUGGGUCUCGAUGACUUUUCCAGCCCUUACCAGGACGAAGAGGUCAUAAGUAAAACUCCAACUUUGGCCCAGCUCAAUAGCGAAGACUCUCAGUCUGUUUCUGACUCCCUGUAUUACCCGGAUUCGCUUUUCAGUGUCAAACCAAGUCCUUUGCCUUCUUCAUUCCCUGGCAAGAAGAUCGCAAGCAGAGCAGCCGCCCCUCUGUGUUCUUCUAAGACUCUUCAGGCUGAGGCCCCUUUGUCAGACUGCGUCCAGAAAGCAAGCAAACCCACUUCAAGCACACAGAUCAUGGUGAAGACCAACACGCAUCACACGGAGAAGGUGAACUUCCAUGUGGAGUGUAAAGACUACGUCAAAAAGGCAAAAGUAAAGAUCAGCCCAGUGCAGCAGAGCCGGCCCUCGCCGAGCCAGGCGCACGCCGACGCCGCCAAGGAGAACACCUGCUACUGUGGGGCGGUAGCAAAGAGGCCGGAGAGGAAAGGGGUGGAGCCUCUUCAGGGUCAUGCCACUCCAGCUUUGCCUUUUAAAGAAACCCAGGAACUAUUGCUCAGUCCCCUGCCCCAGGAGGGCCCGGGGGCAGCUGCAGCAGGAGAGAGUAGCAGCCUUUCUGCCAGCACAUCGGUCUCGGAUUCAUCCCAGAAAAAAGAAGAGCACAAUUAUUCCCUGUUUGUCUCCGACAACUUGGGUGAGCAGCCAACCAAACACAGUCCUGAGGAAGAGGAGGAGGACGAGGAGGAUGUCGAUGACGAGGACCAUGAUGAAGGAUUUGGCAGCGAGCACGAACUUUCUGAAAAUGAGGAGGAGGAGGAAGAGGAAGAGGACUAUGAAGAUGACAAGGAUGACGAUAUUAGUGACACUUUCUCCGAACCAGGUUAUGAAAAUGAUUCUGUGGAAGACUUGAAGGAGAUGACUUCAAUAUCCUCUCGGAAGAGAGGCAAAAGGAGGUACUUCUGGGAGUACAGCGAACAGCUCACGCCGUCGCAGCAGGAGAGGAUGCUCAGGCCCUCUGAAUGGAACCGGGACACCUUGCCGAGUAAUAUGUACCAGAAAAAUGGCUUGCAUCAUGGGAAAUAUGCAGUAAAGAAGUCACGGAGAACUGAUGUAGAAGACUUGACUCCAAAUCCCAAAAAACUCCUGCAGAUAGGCAAUGAACUGCGGAAACUGAACAAGGUGAUCAGUGACCUGACUCCGGUCAGCGAGCUUCCCUUAACUGCUCGGCCAAGGUCAAGGAAGGAAAAGAAUAAGCUGGCUUCCAGGGCUUGUCGGUUAAAGAAAAAAGCCCAGUAUGAAGCUAAUAAAGUGAAAUUGUGGGGCCUCAACACAGAAUAUGAUAAUUUAUUGUUUGUAAUCAACUCCAUCAAGCAAGAGAUUGUAAACCGAGUACAGAGUCCAAGAGAGGACAGAGGACCCAACAUGGGGCAGAAGCUUGAAAUCCUCAUUAAAGACACUCUUGGUCUCCCAGUUGCUGGGCAAACCUCAGAAUUUGUUAACCAAGUGUUAGAGAAGACCGCAGAAGGCAAUCCCACCGGAGGCCUUGUAGGACUGAGGAUACCAACAUCAAAAGUGUAAUCAGCCUCAUUGGACCACUGGUCAGAACUGUCUGAGUUUGUCAUGUUAUCCGUUGUAAAUUUUCAUUCUGUUUUGCAUGUCAGUUUAGCAUUAUGUAAACAUUUGCAAUUAGGUUACAUUGUUUUAAGAACUAAAGUAGCAUAAGUGAAGCAUGAUCCAAAACACUUGAUUAUUGCAUUUUCAGAGCGUAAACCAUGGUUACAACUGCUACUGGCAUCAAAAUUGAAACUCACACAUCUAACUAAAUGUUUAGAUACAGAUCGCAAAAAUCUGUUAAAGCAGAACAUUUUGGGGGGUGAAGAUUUUAGUAAAUGCCAAAUAUCGUGGCAGGUUUAUGUUCUGAACUACAAAAAAAUCGAGGAAGCAGUUUUUUAAAGCAGUUUAGAUUGUUUUUAGAAUUAUUGCUUUUUGUUCCAAUUUUCCACGCCCAUCAGUCUCACCUGUACGCGGCACAGCCCAGCAUUCACGCCGUGCGCCGUGUCGGAGGUUCGCGUUCCGAGCUCAAUGCGGCAUAUAUAAAUAUAUAAAUAUAUAUAUAAUGUCUGUGCGAGUCAGAAAAAAAGCAUAUUCUUUGUGCCUUGUAUUUUGGGGAAACUAUAAAACUGGUAAUAUUUUGUAUGAUGAAAACCCUAAUGAGGAAAAACAAGAUAUAUAGAUGGAAAAAUUAUGGGGUUUAAAUGUUUUUUUGUUCCAACUCUUUUUCAGAAUUUUUGAAUGUAUAUAGGACUAUGUUGAAAUGUAGAUAUAUGCCACAGAGUCUGUGUAUUGUAUAAAAAAAAAACAAAACAAAAAACAAAAAAAAAGAUGGCUCUAGAAAACUCAUAUUUCGGUACUUGACCGGAAGAAGACAAAUACUUGCACAUUAUUGCGAUUGUUUUAUUUUUUUGUACCAAAGACAAAUGCAACUGAUAUGGCAAACUGCCAGUCUAAGUAAAGUUUUGCACAGCUUACAUGAUACUGUAUGAAUGUAUGAAUAAAAGGAGAAAAAAGAAAACGAAAAGGUCAGGGUUAGGGAUCUUACUGAACUGUGAAUUUUAUUUCUGUUUGGGUCCAAUUAUCUACAGAAGGAGCACCCACAUGUACAACUAUGAUUUCGCUGUUCCUCUAGUUCGCUUCCACGGUAGAUAAGUUGGUGGCCAUUUAGGUGUCUCGUCUUUUUGUUUCUGCACUUAUUGUAGAAAAAUUUAAUAUAUUUCAUUUUAGUAAGCUAUUGAUAAAAUAGUUUUUGACCUUGAAAAUUUAAAGUUUAUUUAGCUUAUUGUAGUAUACUUCCACCAAACAACCAAAAUACAGAUUAUUUUUAUUGUAUUAUGUAUAUAUAUGUAAAGAAAGAGAAAAGCUAAAAAUAUCUAAUUCUUUAGUUGCCACUUUUCCAAUGGAUGUAUUAUUGUGCAUGUAAUAUUUUCAAAGAUCAACACAAGCUUAAAACAAAAACAAAAAAAUUUAUAGAUUUUUAUAUUUUUGUACAGGUAUUUUCAAACUAGCUUCUUCUUCAGACUUACAUGUGACUUCUUCUAUAGUUUCUAGAACUGAGAAAUACUAACACAUUUAGUUUUUAGGUGCUCUGUUUUGCUCACAUGAAACAGCUUCAUUAGUCAGUGUUUAACUGUGUUCAAGCUUUACCUCUCGAUGAGAAGUUUCUGUGUCAAGGCAGCACUGCAACCCUUCCCCUGGGUCUUCCCAGCCUGUCUCUCUCUCACUGUGUGAUUCUCAGAUCUUGUGGUUUGAACUCUGAAAACUGGUAGCUUAAAACUAUAUGUUAAAAAAAAAAAUUCCUACCUAGCCAGAAAAAAAUACCAAAAAUUUCAGACCUAGCUGCUGAGAGAGUAUCUAUUUCUCCAUUACCCAUUGGAGAAUGUAUUCUUUAAUUAUAGUUUGUCUGUAUCGUGUAUUUCCUUUCUUUGACUCCUCCCACCCCCAGGCAUUUGUAAGCGAUUGCACACGAAGCUCUAGCUUACAAAGGUUUGAUUCUAAAACUCACAGUAACACCCGAGCGAUGCUUCACACGCUUCUUUGACUUCGCGCACUGUGACACACCCGAGUCUGUGGUGUGCUUGGUGGAAAUGUGCCUGGUUAGUGUGUUCACACCGAACAGAUGAUAAGCUCAGAUCUGUUGGUUGAAUAGAAUGUGAGCUCAUUGUUUCAAGUUUUUCCUUUCUAGGUGGGAGAAUGCAAAGCACAGGUUUGUAACUUGGAAGUAUGUAAAGUUUUGACAGGAUGUCUCUGGCAAAUUAAGACGUAUUCCAAAAUACAGCAGUUUUGCAAUCAGGGGAAAGUCAUUUUAUGAUAGAGAUUCAGCUGAUGAGAUUUCUAAAAUUGCCCCUUUCUAGCUGCUCUGUUAGGAAUUCUGGUUUUUGAUACCUUUUUCCUCUCUGCAAACCAGAAUUUGAUUUUUUGGUCUUGCAUUUCAAAAAAGACUUUGAAUCUGUUUAGUAGAUUCCAUAUCCUUGCAUUUCAGUGUUUUAUAUGUACUACUUAAGUUAAAUAGUUAAAAGCUUUUAAAUAGUUGAGCUUUUUAAUGUUGACACUUUAUUUUGUACCUAUUUAUAUACGUAUGUAUAUCUUAGAAAAGCACUUUGUUAAAAAAAUUUGCAUUUUAUAUGAUUCCUGCCAUUUGCUGCUAAAUCUGGGCUGGUCAGAAUGCUGCAGCGAUACUUGAUCUAAACAAAAACCUGGCGGUAAAAUGUAGAGUGCGAGUUAAACCCUCUUGCUGUUUUAACUUGAUCAUAAAGAUGACAUAGGCAAGCUGUGCAGCUUUACAUUUUAACCAGGGGACUCUGUGGCAUUUAAAACCGUCUAGAAAUGGUUGUACUUUAAUGCCAGUAAUAAUCUGCUUCCUCUAUUGUCAUUAAAUAUGUAUGUUUAAUGUAUCACACAAACAGAUCUUAUAAGGGUAAUGUAAAAACCCCAACAAUUGUACAUGUUCUGUUUUUGAAAUUGUGGCAUGUAUUUUUGGGUGAAGAUCCUUAGAGAAGAGCUCUCUAAAGGUUUUCCGUGUUGUUCAUACAUGGUAUACAGAUCACUCAUAAUGACGUCCAGAAUCUGUCUUUAAGUGAAGGCAUUGUGAACUCACCUCAGAUGAACCCAUUGUUCCAAAAGCAAUUAUAGAGACUCUGACUCUAGUAGUACUAUGAUUUCAAAACAAAACAAUACAAAA